AUGCGAGAUCGUCAUGAAGACUUCCAACUCGCAGAAGUGGAUGAAAUCCUACGAUACCCAGACCCGUCCAAAAUUAUGUCGGAACCUCCGAUCUUGCCUAAGGGAGGCGAAGUAUACCUUUACCGACCCAAGGCGCUGGACAGACGAGUGAGGGACCAAUAUUGGUGGGUCAAUCGUGGAAACAAUUUUCACUCGAAGGGCCAGAAACGACCAACCAUUAUGAAAACCUACUUCAGCCUCAAAGACAGAAAUGGAGGACGAAAGAGCGAUUGUUUAAACGGGUUUCGUCGUCAUCUCUAUCGCUUGGCUGAUGCAAAAGAUGAUGAAGCUAUCAUAUUUAUUCAUUAUCUGGGGGACGAGACUUUACACAAGCCUAUGCCUCAUGGAAAUACCAAACUUUCCUGGCAUAAUCAACCGGCAGCUUCGUCCAGGAAUUCUACUGUCAAAACAUGCGAGAAAAUUCCCAAUUAUCAUGAUUUCCCAGCAACUGGACGAUACCAAAAUAAUAAAGUAAUGACUAGAAACGCAAAUAAUACCGGCAGUAAGCGGAGCUCAAUUCCUGCUAAUGUCAGGACUCCAUCGAACCUUAUCAAACCUGGAGUCUCCUCCGUGAGUGACAAAGUCCGACAAACCCUGACGAACAAUCGGAAGAGAUCGGCCCCUGGUUGGAACACAAACAAAACAGAAACCAACAAAGUGAUCAAUAGUCAUCAGUUCUUGCACAACAACUCAAGCCCCUCUGCUAAAAUGGCCAAAGUCACAAUAAAUCUAACAGAAAAUGAGCAACAAAUGCCACUGUCAAGGACUAAUCAGCAUGAUAUCCAGCCACCAACUCAGGCAUAUAUUCGUCAAUCUAUAUCAAAUCCUGCUGUGUCCCGAAAAAUGAAAUUGUCUACUCCUUUUCAUGAAACAACAGGUAAAACCAGUAAGUUUGAUAAAAAACCAAAAUUCUUUGCAACUUUCUGCAAGAACACAAGAGCAGCCAAUGAAGAUGAGGCAUUUGACUAA
Acanthosepion pharaonis is the source of this 1008-nucleotide messenger RNA. NCBI's taxonomy places the organism in Eukaryota, Metazoa, Mollusca, Cephalopoda, Sepiida, Sepiidae. The record is from the annotation of a GenBank genome assembly.